Dracunculus medinensis (Guinea worm) is the source of this 369-nucleotide messenger RNA. NCBI's taxonomy places the organism in Eukaryota, Metazoa, Nematoda, Chromadorea, Rhabditida, Dracunculidae. The record is from the annotation of a GenBank genome assembly.
AUGGUUUGCUUGGUAUAUUACCUUAGUAUAUUAUGUUUACCCGGAGAAAAGGCAACUUGCGAAUUUUCGAAAAAUGCCAGAAACGACGAACUAUCCAGCUGUACGCUAAAGUACAAUAAUAAUAAAGUAGAUUGGAUAAACGGGAAUUAUUUCCUACAAAAAACGCUUUUGUUGGUGCAGUUAGGUAAUGGUGAUUUCUUUUUUUUUUUUAGUUCGAAAAGUAAUAUUGAAAUGUGGUACUAUUUGCAGUACUGCCUGAUAACUGGAUUAUAUAUGCUUGAACCGUGGGAAAGGGCAGUCUUUAAUAUUUUUGUUUUAGUGAUAUUUACUGUGCUUUUUGCCAUUAUUUAUACUGUUUUAUCCCUUUAA